GUGAACACACAGGAUCUCAGGCUCAGGGAGAGAAAUGGCGGUCGACCUGGACAUUUUCGGAGGAGUUAUGGCGAGGACCUUCUUUGCCAACUCUACAGUCACCUUUAUGGACGUCGGUAUCCAACUGUUUAUGUGCUUAUACGGGCUCUCUGUCUUUUUGGAAACUCCAAAGGAUCUACGAAGUGGCCGUAUCCCCUAUAUCGUCGUCAGCUUCGUGAUCUUCGCGCUCUCUGCACUCACGGCUGUGGUCGACAUGUAUGAUAUAUUCCGAUGCCUUUUUGAAGCGACGUCUCCGAGGGAUUUUUACCUUGUCUGGGACAAGUAUGCCGACAGCUACCUGCGAGUUCUCAGUCUUGCAUCACUGUCCGUCUUCAUUUGGGUGGCGGAUGGACUAAUGUUGUACCGCUGUUACAUCAUGUGGGCAGACCAGUGGUGGUUCCUCAUCCUUCCCGGUCUGACCUAUCUGGGAUCCAUCGGUAUGGGGAUGCGUAUGAUUGUUCCAGCUCCGAUCCAGGGAAGUAGACUUAGUGGAAGUGUUUUCGCCUUCCUCGCCAUCGCUCUCAACAUCAUGGUCACCGGCCUCAUCUCAUUCCGCCUUAUUCGAGCCCGAAAGCACUUCGCACAGGUCAUCCCGGAGAGAAAUCUGAAUCUCUACAACGGGAUCGUCGCCAUUCUUAUCGAGUCUGCCUUGCCUCUCGCCCUGUUUGGCAUCGGACAUGCGGUUGCUUUGAUCAUUACCCCCGGAUCGACGACCGAGUCAGCCUCGAAUUGGCAAAUCGCCCUGUCGACAUUCUCGUUGUUGUAUUAUUCCUUCACGGCGCUUUCGCCCCAGAUGAUUAUCUUCCGAGUGACAACUGGAAGAUCUUGGCUAACGCCUCUGAAUGCAGCAACUGCCACCGCGAUGUCCAAGCCCCUCGUUUUCGAUCAUGGACCAACGGAGCAAUCGUUCUUGGCUUCAGUGCGUCCUCAGAGAGACGAAGAAGAACAGAUCUCGAAUGGUUCUGAGACUCCAACUUCUGAGAAGAGAUAG
Coprinopsis cinerea okayama7#130 is the source of this 1030-nucleotide messenger RNA. RefSeq lists its product as hypothetical. The record is from RefSeq and is a predicted model, not a curated record. Lineage: Eukaryota; Fungi; Basidiomycota; Agaricomycetes; Agaricales; Psathyrellaceae. The coding region runs from base 35 to 1030 and encodes 331 amino acids. The transcript is spliced from 5 exons.